Messenger RNA from Paramecium sonneborni, 242 nucleotides. The record is from the annotation of a GenBank genome assembly. Lineage: Eukaryota; Ciliophora; Oligohymenophorea; Peniculida; Parameciidae.
AUGAAGCAAUAUAUUAAUUAACAUGCCAAUAAGCUAUAAAUUUCAACCUCUGAUUCUGUUCUAAUAAUUUGGAAAGUGAUUAUUAACUUUUGCUCCUUUAUCUUAUAUAUAGAAAUUUCAUUAGAAUUAUUCAAUGUUGAGGAAUUUCAAAAAGAAAACAGAGGAAACUUAUUUUUUGCUUGGAGGAUAUUUAUCUUAGUAUCUAUUCAAUAUAUUUAAGUCCUUAUUAAUUAUAGAUAUGA